CAUAGAGCUUUAUGCAACAAGUUUAUACUUGAUUUAGGUGGGUUUAAAGAAAUGGGGAGGGGGAAGGUAGAGCUGAAAAGGAUAGAGAACCCAACGAGCAGGCAAGUCACCUUCUCAAAGAGACGAAAUGGGCUUCUAAAGAAGGCUUUUGAGCUGUCCAUCCUCUGCGAUGCUGAAGUUGCCCUGCUCAUCUUCUCUUCCACAGGAAAAGUUUACCAGUUUGCCAGUCAUGACAUGGAUAGGAGCAUUGGAAAGUAUAGGAGUGCAGUAGGGCUGCCUGAUUCAAGUAACCCUCAAUUUAGAACCAUGGAGUUUUGGAGAAGUGAGAUUGAAGAGUUAAAGAGAUCCAUAAACACCUUGGAAACAAGACUUACGCACUUAUCUGGAGAAGACAUACUAUCUUUAGGCAUGAGAGACUUGAAACAGCUGGAGCGACAGUUGAAGAUAGGCGCUGAACGUGUCCGCUCAAGAAAGAGACGCAUUGUUUCGGAUCACGCCACCUUGCUGAAGAGAAGGCACAAAGAAUUGCAUGAGGAGAACACUCGUCUCCAGAAAAGAUUGAACGAGCUACGUGACGGUAACCUCAGCUCAACAAUUGUGGGUGAAAAUGUUUGCAGCAAGUUUCAGCAAAGGAUUCUUCAAGAUGAAAAUCUCCUUAAAGAACCAGAAAAGGUCUCCCACUAUGGCUAGAUUUGCUUCAGUCACUUCAGCUGCACGCGCUAUUAUAUUAUUGCGUAGUAGUUGACAGUGACAUAUUUGUUUGCCCUGGCUUUAUGUUUUGAUUUGAAUGAUUUUUAUAGUUUCUAUUAUUCUUAGGGGCCAAAAGUUGUAAAAACAAUAUUUGUGGAGAAUCCCCAUAUGUGUGACGAGAUGUACUAGAUAAUAUCGUAUCAUCACUUUGAUCAUACAAGAAAUAU
Molecule: messenger RNA, 917 nt
Organism: Theobroma umbraticum
Lineage: Eukaryota; Viridiplantae; Streptophyta; Magnoliopsida; Malvales; Malvaceae
Product: MADS-box transcription factor 6-like
Biological process (GO): positive regulation of transcription by RNA polymerase II
Cellular component (GO): nucleus
Molecular function (GO): RNA polymerase II transcription regulatory region sequence-specific DNA binding; protein dimerization activity; DNA-binding transcription factor activity
Source: RefSeq, a predicted model, not a curated record